GAAUGAUAUAUAUCACAUGGUAGUUGUUCAGUCUGCGCUGAUCCGGAAGUCUGAGCACUUUGUCACUUAAAAGACGCUGUCAUUAUCGAUGAAUCUUGCGACGACUCUGGACCAUGCACACGCUAUAAAACUCUACUUUGUAUCCAAAAAAGGAUCAUCUCCGACAGGUAGUAGCCACUCUUCUGGGUUUUCCCCAUUUCACGUCCCGUUCAUAGUGUGUUUCUCUCCGUCUGUAGUUGUAAGUAUUAGAGUCGUUAGGCCAGAACAAAGACAAUGUCGGACCUUGUUCCUGGGUGGUUCUGUCCUGCUCCCAUCUUGAUUACAGUUUAACCAGCCGUUGCGGCGUCUUCCGCAGGAGAACAUGGCUGAAAAUCUCGAUCCAGCACUGGUUCACAGGUUACCAGGUUUAAAGUCAUUCUUCAACUUGGAUC
Messenger RNA from Guyanagaster necrorhizus, 431 nucleotides. RefSeq lists its product as uncharacterized. The record is from RefSeq and is a predicted model, not a curated record. Lineage: Eukaryota; Fungi; Basidiomycota; Agaricomycetes; Agaricales; Physalacriaceae. The transcript is spliced from 2 exons. Bases 89 to 319 code for a protein of 76 amino acids.